CCGGAAGCCAGACGGGCUCCGUGUCAGGCUUGAGGAGUCGCCAGCGGCUGGGGCGCCGGGAUGCUCUCGGCGGGGGCAGAGAGUCUGCUCCGCCAGGCCAGGGAGAUCCAGGACGAGGAGCUGGAGAAGUUCUGCUCGCGGGUCAGCCAGCUGCUGCGGAGGGAGGACCCGGGGCCCGACGCCGCCCAGGCCCUGCGGAGGCUUUUCCUCAUCGUCUCCGCCACCAAAUACAACAGGAAGCUGGAGAAGACGUGCGUGGACUCGCUGCAGACCACGCUCCUGCGGCCCUCGUGCCCCGAGCAGCUCCAGCUUCUCUGUGCCGCCAUCCUGAGAGAGACGGCGCCCUGCCACAGCCUGAGCCUGCCCUGGGGCCACAUCCAGAACACGCGGCAGCUGAGCUUGGUGGCCUCCGUGCUCUUGGCCCAGGGUGACAGGGCGCAGGAGGUUGGCAGUGUGGGCCAGCGUGUCUUCAAAGUCCUUGAGAGCCGGCAGCCCGAGGGGCCCAGUCUGAGGCCCCUCCUCCCGGUCGUGGCCAAGGUUGCCAGCCUCGCCCCGGGCUCCCUGCACGAAGGCCAGAUCAACCUGCUCAACAGGCGGCUGGUGGACUGGCUCCGCUACGCCAGCCUCCAGCAGGGGCCGGCACACCCCCCCGGCGGCUUCUUCUCCACGCCCAGGGCCCGGCAGCCGGGCCCUGUCACCGAGGUUGACGGAGCCGUGGCCACCGACUUCUUCACGGUGCUGUCCGUGGGCCAGCGUUUCACGGAGGACCAGUGGCUGAACGUGCAGGCCUUCUCCAUGCUGCGGGCCUGGCUGUGGCGCGGCGGCCCCGAGGGCCCGGGCGCCCUGGACGCAGACGACAAGUCGGAGUUGGAGGGCUCCGCCCUGUCCGUGCUGACCGCUGCCUCCGCCGCCAGCCGCCCGCUGCACCCCCAGGAGCAGCUGCGGGAGAAGGCCUUCGAGUACUGCCAGCGGCUCCUGGAGCAGAGCACCCGGCGAGCCCUGAGAAGGGGGGACGCGGACCUGCAGAAAGCGUGCCUGGUGGAGGCUGUGCUGGUGCUGGACGUGCUCUGCCGGCAGGAGCCCUCCUUCCUGUGCCGCACCCUGUCCUGCUUGAAGGCCCUGCGCACCCGGCUGUGCGCGGACCCCGCCUGCGUGCGCGCGCUGCUGCCGCUCGCCCAGUUCUUCCUGAACCACGGGGACGCAGCGGCCGUGGACGCGGAAGCCACCUGCCAGCACGUGUUCACCCGGGUCCCUUCUGAGUUCUUCCACAGCCCGAUGCUGGCCUUUGAGUUCGUCCAGUUCUGCAGGGACAACCUCCCCCUGUUGGGCAGAAACCUCAGCACCCUCAGGCUGAGCUUCCCCAGCCUCUUCAAGCUCCUGGCCUGGAACAGCCCGCCCCUGACCGCCGAGGUCGCGGCGCUCCUCCCGUGGCUGGCCGACGCCGGCACGGCUGCCGAGAUGCUGCACGCACUGCUGGACCUGCCCUGCCUGACGGCCGCCUUGGACCUGCAGCUCAGGCUGUCACCAGCUGCGUCUGCGUCGGAGGGGCCGCUCUGGGACGCCUCCAUCAGGGCCCCCGGCUGCCUGGAGGCCCUCCGGGACCCGCAGCUCCAGGCGCUCUUCCAGCACCUCCUGCGUGCCAAGGCCAGCGGGACCGUGGAGAGCCUGGCGCCCCUCCACCAGCUGCUGCAGCCCAUGGCCGGCAGUGCCCGGGUGCUCCAGUGCGCCGCGGCGGUGCCCGCCCUGCUCCAGGCCUUCUUCGCGGCGGUGGCCCAGUUCGCCGACGGGGCCCUGACCGACCAGCUGGCACGGCUGCUCCUGGAGAGAAGUGACGCGCUGUACCAGGUCCCAGGGUACGCAGCCCGCGUGCACCGGGUGCUGAGCUCCCAGUUCCUGGCCCUGUGCAAGCAGCAUCCCCCACUGGUGGUCGAGCUGGCGAAGGAGCUCCUGGAGUUCGUGGGCAGCGGGCGCGGAGUGCGCAGCGGCGGGCACAUGCUCACAUCUGUGGUGUGGGCCGUCGGCGAGUACCUGUCGGUGAGCUGGGACCGGCGCUGCACCGUGGACCAGAUCAACAAGUUCUUUGAAGCCCUGGAGGCUCUGCUAUUCGAGGUCACCCAGUCCCGCCCCUCGGCCACCCUUCCCAAGUGCCCCCCUCAGCUCAUCGCCACACUGAUGACCACGCUCACCAAGCUGGCCUCCCGAAGCCAAGACCUGAUCCCCAGGGUUUCUCUGUUCCUGUCCAAGAUAAGGACCCUGGCCCAGGGCCCCGCCAUGGGCUCCCUGGGCUGCAGGGAGGACGCAGGAGCCAUAGGCACGCGGGCCACCGAGCUCCUGAACCUGCUGAAGAUGCCCAGCGUAGCCCAGUUCGUGCUCACGCCCAGCGUGGGGCUGUCCGAGCCCCGUUACCACCGCGACACCAACACCGCCCUGCCACUGGCCCUGCGCACAGUCAGCCGGCUGGUGGAGAAGGAGGCGGGCCUCCUGCCCGGGUGAGGGACAGUGGCCAGGCAGGUGCCCGCUGGGGCCGAAGAUUAAGAAGAACCUGGUAUCAGGACCCAGCCAGAGCGUC
Molecule: messenger RNA, 2569 nt
Organism: Pteronotus mesoamericanus
Lineage: Eukaryota; Metazoa; Chordata; Mammalia; Chiroptera; Mormoopidae
Gene: AP5Z1
Product: adaptor related protein complex 5 subunit zeta 1
Exons: 17
Coding region: 61-2493 (810 amino acids)
Cellular component (GO): AP-5 adaptor complex
Source: RefSeq, a predicted model, not a curated record